Molecule: messenger RNA, 734 nt
Organism: Arabidopsis arenosa
Lineage: Eukaryota; Viridiplantae; Streptophyta; Magnoliopsida; Brassicales; Brassicaceae
Source: the annotation of a GenBank genome assembly
CUUCUUCUCUCUCUCAUCUCAAUCCAAGCAACAACAAAAAAUGAAAUGUUCAGGUCGAAAAGCUCUGCAGCCGAAGAACAUCUUCGAGACCCCAAAGGAGGAUGCUUUCGUGGUGAAGCCCAAAGCUGCUGAGCUGAAGGAGAAUCUGAAUCUUGAGACAGCAAUCGAUGCUUCUCUUGCGGAGGAGCUUAGUGCCUUUAAGAAGAAACUAGAGAGGCAGAGAGAGGAUAGAGAGAGGACUGAGAAGCUGCUAAAGGAGAGAGAUGGAGCCAUGGAUGUGCAGAUGAGCCAUCUUCUCCAGAGAGGAGAGACACAGAAAAGCCUUGAAAUCCAGGUCGAUCGCCUCUUUCGAUUGAAGGAGCUCCACGCCUAUUCCUCUAAGAUUUCCCCAAUCCGAUCUCUGAGAGCCAAGGAGCAUGAGAGGAUGAGACGCUUCAGCUUCGCAGGUGAACCAGAAGAAGAAAGCUCCGUCGAGAAGAAGAAUCUCGAAAGCGACAGCGAGAGCAUCGCAAAUGGGCCCAUGGAACAAGAAGAAUGCUCGACGACCAAGAAGAAGAAUUUGGAGAAAGAGAUGAUCAUCGCAAAUACCCAUCUCUUGAUAUUGUAAUGUCUCGUUACAAUUGGGCUUUUUCCCAUAGGCCCAUUCUUUCUUCCUUUUUUCACUUUGCUCUCUUUUUAGUUUUUAGCCACGCGUGUAUCAUCAUCAAUCAAUCAUAUAAAACACUUCCUUCAUU